UCUGUUUCUUUUACUGUCAGUGUCAUUGUCAUUCAUGUGUAAAAUUUGUUGAGGUUAGCGUCUCAUGGUCCGGUUCUUACUUUAUUAAGUAUAUUUGUGAGCAUUUAUUGUAUGACUUACUUUACCGACAUCUCAAACUGAAAGUACGAUAUACUUUCAUAAUUAGAAGUUUAGUAGCAGUGACUACUCCUAAAACUAUUCAACUUCCUCAGUGACGCGAGAAAUCGCUGAGAGGUUGAUUUGUAUUGAAUAAGCGUGGUGUAUUGAAUUAAAAUGGCUGACUCCGAAGCUAAUGUAAACCCAAAAGCCUACCCUCUGGCUGAUGCUCCGCUCACAGCAAAGAUACUGAACCUCGUUCAACAAGCCGCCAACUACAAGCAGCUUCGUAAAGGUGCCAAUGAGGCAACUAAGACUUUGAACAGAGGUCUAUCUGAGUUUGUUAUUAUGGCAGCUGAUGCUGAACCCCUAGAAAUUGUGCUCCACAUUCCAAUAUUAUGUGAAGAUAAGAAUGUGCCGUAUGUGUUUGUUAGGUCUAAGCAAGCUCUUGGUCGGGCCUGUGGGGUGUCGAGGCCCAUUGUCGCCUGCUCCAUAACCAUUAACGAGGGCUCACAACUCAAGCCUCAAAUACAAAGCAUUCAACAAGAGAUAGAGAGACUCUUAGUGUAAGAUUAGUAAGUGAAAUUAUAUUUUUGUAAUUAUAUUAAUUGCAUCAAUAAAUUUUUUCCUUUUA
Melitaea cinxia (Glanville fritillary) is the source of this 730-nucleotide messenger RNA. It is a transcript of the gene hoip, whose product is annotated as NHP2-like protein 1. Gene Ontology annotation, molecular function: RNA binding. The transcript is spliced from 2 exons. Gene Ontology annotation, cellular component: small-subunit processome; U4/U6 x U5 tri-snRNP complex; nucleolus. The coding region runs from base 274 to 666 and encodes 130 amino acids. NCBI's taxonomy places the organism in Eukaryota, Metazoa, Arthropoda, Insecta, Lepidoptera, Nymphalidae. The record is from RefSeq and is a predicted model, not a curated record. Gene Ontology annotation, biological process: ribosome biogenesis; maturation of SSU-rRNA; mRNA splicing, via spliceosome.